AUGGAUAGCAAGCCAUCGAACCUAAAGAUCCUGCAAAUCAAUUUGCAGAGGGCAAAAGCUGCCUCCUCUGAAGCUCUGCAUAUGGCAUUAAGCAAGGAUGUAGACCUGUUGGUGAUCCAGGAACCAUAUGUGGUAAAUGAGAAGGUGGCUAUGCUCGGAUCUGGUAAGGUACUAACAACUAAAUGCAGUGAUCAUAGAAUAAAAACUGGUAUCGUGGUAUACAAUAAAGGUCUCACCGUGCAACUGAUAACUCAACACUCCACCAGUUACUUCACUACUGUUAGGGUCGAGACCCCUAGAGACUCGUUGUAUGUGAUAUCAUUUUACUGUUCCCCUGAUGAGGACCUCGGGCCCCCCCUGGAAAUGCUAGGAAAGUCUAUGGACUGUUUAAGUCACAACUCCGUGCUCAUUCUUGGUGAUUUUAACGCUAAAUCACAUCUCUGGCACAGCCCGGUGGAAGAUCCUAGGGGCUUCCGGCUGUGCGAAUUUAUGGCCAUGUUCAACCUAACCUCGCUGAACGAGAGUCCAUUGCCCACUUACUCCACCGCUAGGGGGGAAAGCUGGGUGGAUGUUUGCCUGGGUAACCCCACGAUUCUCAAUCAGGACAUCUACUGUAGUACAGUGGACCACUGCUCUGCCAGUGACCACAAUUAUAUUGAGACUAUCAUCAAGGACAAUAAGAUUCCACAUCUGCCUCGCCGNUUUUCACCACAUCAGAGUGGAUUUCGUAGGAACAGAAGUACCACGGACAAUUUAGUAAAACUUGAAACAUCCAUACGCGAAGCGUUUGUUAGACGACAGCACUUAGUGUCUGUUUUCUUUGAUAUAGAAAAGGCCUACGAUCGCUGCUGGCGUUACGGAAUACUUUGUUAUUUACAUGAAUUCGGACUGCGGGGUAAUUUGCCAGUUUUUAUAAAAAGCUUCCUGCAGAAUCGCAGAUUCCAAGUUAGGAUGGGCAACACACUAUCUAGAUCUUUUGUGCAAGAAGAAGGUGUUCAUCAAGGAUGUAUUUUGAGUGUGACUCUGUUUCUAAUUAAAAUUAAUAGCAUAGCUAACUAUCUUCCCCCUAGUGUGAAACACUCUCUGUAUGUGGAUGACUUUCAGAUCUCUUGCCAGUCUAGCAACAUGAGUUUCAUUGAGAGACAACUGCAAACCUCCCUAAAUCGCAUAGACCAUUGGUCCAAUACCAAUGGUUUUAGUUUUAACACUGAGAAGACCUCGUGUACCCACUUCUGCCGAAGGUGUGGGUUGCACUUGGAUCCUGAAAUUUACUUAAAUGGGGUCAAAAUCCUAAUGGUGAAUGAGGCAAAAUUUUUGGGUGUUUUGUUUGACCAUAAACUAACGUUUUUGCCGCACUUGCGCAAUUUGAAGAGUAGAUGUUUAAAAUCUAUGAACCUUUUAAAGGUACUGUGCUGCUCAUCCUGGGGAGCAGACAAAUGUUCUAUGCUCAGGAUUUAUAGGGCCCUUGUCCGCUCAAAGCUGGACUACGGAUGCAUUGUUUAUGGGUCAGCGCGAGAAUCUACUCUUCGGAUGCUGGAUCCAAUCCACCAUCAAGCACUACGUUUGUGCACUGGUGCUUUUCGAACUUCUCCUGUACGAAGUAUGUAUGUGGAUGCUUAUGAGCCACCACUAUCUCUUAGGAGAGAACAGUUGUCUCUAUUUUAUUAUAUAAAACAAAAGUCCUUUAGUAAACCUUCAGUUGAUUGUACAGUAUUAGAUACUCAGCUGAAAAGAUUAUUUGAAGCUCGCCCAAGUAGUGUCCCUUUAUUCGCCAUAAGAAUGGAGAAUGUGAGCAGCACGAUUGACCUGGAUACAGGCAACAUUUCACAGCUAGAGGUCUGUAGUGUAUCACCUUGGUCAACUCCUGUGAUAAAUGUUGACCUUAGCCUAAAGCAAUUUCCUAAGGAAUCCACACCUGACUACGUCUAUAGACAGCACUUUGCAGAAAUUCAACAUAGUAACAGGAAUUUAAUUCCUAUUUAUACAGAUGGAUCUAAAUCUGAUGAUUACGUUGGCUCAGCUUUCGUCUGCCAGGAUGAAAUCGUGGCAGAACAAAUUGCAUUGAAUUCUUCCAUCUUUUCUGCAGAGUUGCAUGCUAUUUAUUUAGCCUUAAAGCAUGUAAAUAGGAAAGGUCAUCGUUGCUGUGUGAUCUACACCGACUCUGUUAGUGCACUUCAGGCUUUGAUCUCGUGCGAACCUAGUUCUCACUCUAUAGUGAUUAAAAUUCAUAAUCUUAUUUGCCAUCUUUUUACGAGGAAUCUCUCUAUAAAAUUUUGUUGGGUACCUGGGCAUGUUGGCAUAAGAGGGAACGAAGAAGCUGAUGCAGCUGCAAAGGCAGCUAGUCCUUCACAGCAUGAAAUGUGUCUCGAAGGAAGUGACUUGAAGCUAGUAGUUAAAAAACGACUAGCGGAGAGAUGGCAAAACAUGUGGAAUGCACAAAUCCACAAUAAACUACACGAGAUCAAGCCAAAUAUAGAAAAUUGGACACGUAACAAACAUUAUGACAGGAGAUUUGAAGUAAUUCUUACUCGUUUGAGAAUUGGGCAUACUCGGUUGACUCAUUUAUACCUUUUGAAGGGUGAAGACCAGCCAGUAUGUGAGUAUUGCAACUGCACCCUAAGUGUAAAACACAUGCUGUGCAAUUGCUCUGCUUUCAAGACAAGGCAUAGACAAUAUUUCGGAAAUGCUUGUCUGACAGAAAUCCUUAGCCAAAGGCCAAAUGUCAAUAAUUUACUAGACUUUCUGAAAGUCACUAAUAUUUAUAAACAAAUUUGAAUAUUUAUUUAUUUACCUAUUUAUUUAUCUAUACUUUUGUAUACCUUGUUUUUAUUUAUUGUUACUGUUGUAUAUGUUUGUUAUUGUUAUUUGUUAUUAAUUUUUAAUAUAUGUAUAUAUGACCUUUUUAACUUUACCAUUUGGCAUGGCGCAGCAUAGCCUAUAUGGCUUUUGUGCCAAAAAACCUUAACAAACCAACCAACCAACCGACAUACAUUGGGCCGAUUUACUAGAUUUUGUACGAUUAUAAUGUAAAAGAUUUUUAGCAGGGAAAGUCAGGAAAUUGUCUGUCGAUCACGCUCCUUUUUUGAUGCGAAUAUGUAUUUAAUUAACUUUUUACAAUCAGUUGAUGCUGUGGUGGAUGAUAAAGAACUGUCAUUCGCUUUAACGUUAUUGUGUACGGGACAUUUUGGACCGCUUGGAGGACAUGAUGCAAUUCAUGUGUUUCAAUUCGUUGUAUUCUUCGUUGUCGGCCACACGCGAUAUGUAGAGGUGACAAUUCUACCAAUUAAUUCAACUAAUUGCAAAUUUUCAUUUUUAGAUGGCCUGCGGAAUUUAGGAAGUUGAUAUUUUUCGGAAGUUUAGCAAAAUAUGGCUAUAGAGUUUUCAAAAACACCCACUUUUUCGCCAAAACUACGUCGCUUCCAUUGUAAGUUUCAGGAAGGGAUGGGAAGAAAUAUAAUGACCUGGAAUGGGUCUGGGCUGUACCAAAAAAUAAGACGCGAUAAGUGAUUUCUUCUGUUUAAAUGUUUUGAAUUUCCCACCUUUUUAAUUUGAUUUUACGAUACAACUCGAGACUUUUUUUUUAUUUAAAGAAAAUUUACGAAUUAAUGUAAACAAAAUCGUGAAUUUAUUAUACUGUUUGAGGCAGAAAUAAAGUAUUUUGUUUACAUUAAAAAAUUAUAUAAUUAUAUGCACAAUGGAAUUAGAGUUGGCAGAAUAUUUUUUAAUGAAAAGGGGAUAUGCAUAGACGUUAAUUGAUCAGGAAAAAUCGGGGAAUCAGAUGGAAUAAUUAUACAGUCCCGGAAUGUACUGGUAUGGCUUGAAUUAGGGAGCCUCCUGUAGUGUUUUAACUUCAAAGGGUAUUUAUUUCGGUACUUAUUCAGUUUGAAAGGUUUUCUUCCAUAAAAUUAAUCGAUUCUACACUAAUUUUACUCGAACAUUUCCAAAAUACGUAGAAUUUUGUGGGGAUGAUCUAUAUACAAUAUACUAUAAAAUAGAACUAUUUACCAAUUGUGCCCCGUUCGAGACGCCAUUGCUUAAGCUUGUUUUUGUUGCGGAGCGGCACAUUGGCGUACAAAGCUUGUCACGUGACAUUGUUUGAUGCCAUUCGGUCACGUGACUACUACUCGCCUCGUUGCUCGGGCAAAAAGUAACGAUAGUACGUACAGGCCACGGAGUCUCUCACUGUUCUUACUUUUUUGGUCAUCUUCACGUGCUUAAUUAGGAAGAUGUGGGACCAAUUAAAAAUACUUUUAAAGCCAGACAAUCUGUUGAAUUAUCGAACUACCGGACUAGAAUUUUCUGGAAGAAAAUACUCAGUCCCGAGCGGGACACAAAACCGCAAUAGCCGCUCAGUGUUGUUAAGUUUUAGGAAACAAAAAUCUCUUUCACGUACAGACCUGGAAAGUCAGGGAAUUACAUAAACUCGGCAGUUAUGUUGAAAUUCUUCUAAUGUAGAUUUUGUUGUACAUCACGUCCCAAAUUAUUGAGUGCAUUUCUAUAUAUAUAUAUAUCGAUUAAUUUCUGUUUAUAUUUCAUUGUUGGCUUUACAUAUAGAGGCAUCUAUUGGAAAAAAUUUAACAAAAUAAUGAACUAAAUGUAAUUCUUAAGAUACACUGAAUCACUGCAACAAUGAUAUAGAGCGAAAUAGAUGCACCAUUACGCCUUUACUGCGAUAGGUAGCACAUAGCACUUGCCUACGUGAAGUGUAGUAAUGUUUUAUCCCUGUACAUCAUGUGUUAUCAAUAGAAUUGUGCCAGUUAUGUAUCAAACUCUGGCCAGAGGAAAUAUAUUUGAAUUGAAAUAACGUAACUCUUGGUAAAAGUUGGAAGUUGAUUUAUAGUUUAUCUUGUUUUUUUUCUCUUACGAUUUCCACACCUAUCUCGAUUUUCAUCUAUCUCUCUCCAUUCUCGAGAUUAAGGAAGAACAGACCGUCAGACGGACGACAGUGGGAAUUUAUGCCUACAAUUUUAUGGGAUCACAUAAAAACAAUUAUUCUUGCAUUAGUGUGGAAUAGUUAUGGUGAAUAUAUAUGGUGUUAAAGUUAAAAAUUAAGAAAACUUAAUACAAUGUCGGCGUAUACUUGUCGAAAAGCCUAAUCAAAAUAUAGUAGUUGUAUUUGGUUGGAAAGGGCUUUUUAAGAGCAAUCCAGUGAUACCCAUAAAACACCAUAUGAUAGAGUGAAGCGGUGCCGGGAACGUAAAAAUAUUACUUGUUAACGUACAUGUAUUUACGUAAAACACACGGCCGUAUCCCGACACUGCCACACCCCCUCUUUUUUUAUUUUAUUUAAACAAGUCGUAUAUUAAGUCAUGCAGACGUUAAGGUUAGCAACUUGGGAGGUUACCAGCCUGAACAAAAUACGAUUUAAAGGGUUGUUGAGUGUGCCGAAAAUAAAUAUUUGGUCAAUUUUUUGCAAAUUUGAUUCAUUGGCAUAUUAUCGUUUGAUAUUCGCCUGUGAAUGUAACAGUUUGUUAGUGCGAACAUUAGAAAAAAUACGCAUUCAAAGUUUAACAGUUUUGUAUUUUAUUCGAUGCAAACAGUACAUUUAAAAACUGCACUGAUCAUUUUUUAAAUAAUGCCUUUUUUUCUAAACUUUAUUUAGUCCAUUUUUCAUCCAUUA
Messenger RNA from Centruroides sculpturatus (bark scorpion), 5620 nucleotides. RefSeq lists its product as uncharacterized. Lineage: Eukaryota; Metazoa; Arthropoda; Arachnida; Scorpiones; Buthidae. Gene Ontology annotation, molecular function: nucleic acid binding; RNA-DNA hybrid ribonuclease activity. The transcript has 2 exons. The record is from RefSeq and is a predicted model, not a curated record. The coding region runs from base 1 to 2775 and encodes 924 amino acids.